Cucumis sativus (cucumber) is the source of this 1917-nucleotide messenger RNA. RefSeq lists its product as uncharacterized. Lineage: Eukaryota; Viridiplantae; Streptophyta; Magnoliopsida; Cucurbitales; Cucurbitaceae. The record is from RefSeq and is a predicted model, not a curated record. Bases 25 to 1707 code for a protein of 560 amino acids. The transcript has 8 exons.
CUGAUCUUGUUUUUCCCAAUUUUUAUGUAUUUUGGCAUUGUCGGUCGUUGGUCUCUUCAAAUUCUCAACAUUUUUUUCUUCCUCAAAUUCCUCUGUUCUUCCUCUCUUACGAUUUUGUUUCAUCUUCACCUGGAACCCCGGCCGGAUCUCCGACCAGAUAGUCUCAUUCCAAUUGCCAUUUGCAUUUCAAGAACGUGUUCCACAUGGGGAACUUUGCUUUACCGAUAUGAAGCGAGAUUUGGAGGCAAUGUUAUGAUGGGUCUGUUUGGGAACAAUAAUGAGCAGUUACCCGAAAGAAGAGGCAUUGUUUCUGGAUUUUUUAAAUCCUUAGGCAAAACGGAAUAUGGAAGUAGGGCUGUUCGUCGAGGAAGAAGACUUGGCCGAAGUACCAGAAAAAGAUUCUCAUGUUUGUUUUUUACGCUUGCAACGUCCUUCUUAUUGUAUUUGGCGGUCUUUGGCUUGAAAGUGAACUUUUAUGAUAUAAUUGGAGAUAGCACGUCAGUGUCAGAAGUAGAAGAACAUCUGGUAUCUAGAGACCAGAGACCUCCAACUAGCAAGCAUCGUCGGAAGCAACAUUUCCCUUGUGAUGUUGAGUUUGCGGAGUCAGUUGCUUACCUUGUGGAGCCUGAAGGUUUCAUGAAUGUUACUCAGUUCUCCUUAGAGUUCAUAGAGCGCGAGGAAAAAGAAUUAGAAGCUGAUUUACAUAUGCCUAGAUUUGGAGGACAUCAAACCCUUGAGGAAAGGGAGAUAUCCUUUUAUGCAACAAAUCAAAAACUUCAUUGUGGUUUUAUUAAAGGACCACCAGGAUACCCAAGUACAGGGUUUGAUUUGGAUGAAAAGGACGAUGCAUACAUGAAAACAUGCAAGGUUGCAGUUUCCUCAUGCAUUUUUGGGAGCUCUGAUUUUUUGAGGCGGCCUACUAGUAAGCAGAUCAGCGAGUAUUCCAAGAAGAAUGUAUGUUUUGUCAUGUUUGUGGACAAGCAAACACUAUCGAAAUUAUCAGCUGAGGGAAAUAUUCCUGAUGAUAAGGGAUGCAUUGGACUAUGGAAGAUAGUUGUUGUGAGCAAUUUACCUUAUGAAGAUAUGCGCAGAACCGGAAAGGUGCCUAAAUUUUUGUCACAUCGCCUCUUCCCUUCUGCUAGGUAUUCAAUAUGGCUAGACAGCAAAAUGCGUCUUCAGGUAGAUCCAAUGCUAAUUAUUGAAUAUUUUCUGUGGCGAAAGAAGUCGGAGUAUGCCAUUUCAAACCACUACGAUCGCCAUUGUGUUUGGGAGGAAGUACAGCAAAAUAAACGUCUGAAUAAGUACAAUCACACUGCCAUUGACGAACAGUUUGCUUUUUAUCAGUCUGAUGGCCUGGUGAAGUUUGACCCUUCCGAUAUCAAUAGUGGUCUUCCUAGUUCAGAUGUUCCAGAAGGUUCCUUCAUCGUCCGGGCACAUACACCAAUGUCAAAUUUAUUUUCGUGUCUUUGGUUCAAUGAGGUUAACCGCUUUACCUCACGUGAUCAAUUGAGCUUUGCGUACACUUACUUGAAACUCAGGAGAACAAACCAAGGCAUACCAUUCAACUUAAACAUGUUCAAGGUAAUUCGCCUUUCUUUAAAAUAUUUUCUAGAUGUUAGGCUUUUUUUAAUAACCCCAUUGGCCCAUUCUUUCAAAAGUUGCAAUAUUACUCUUGACCAUUCAAGUUUGAAUUUUUUUUUUUAUUGAACUAGGAAUCCUUUAAAAUUUUAGACAGAAAAUAGGAAAGUGGUGAUUUAAAUUUCCAUUCAGGUCACUGCCAUAUUCCAGGUCCUAUUUUGUGUAUAAAGUUAUGAAGUAUUUUUAGAGAUAUUUUCAACCUUAAUGAAUGGUCUAUAUUGCAUCUUUUGAGAUUAUAAAGGUAUUUUUUUUGGAAUAAAUGACAAAGUUCAGAGAUAA